CCGCCUCAGGCGCCCCAUCAGACCCCUUCCCGCGGCACGCCCGACAUCGACCGCCGUUGCCUUCCUCGUGGCCAGCCAUGGCGAUGGCCGAGUUCAGCUGUGCCAGCUGCGCCGAGGCCUUCGCAACGGCGGGCGAGCUGCGAGCACAUUGCAAGUCCGAGCGGCAUGUGUACAACAUGAAGCGCCAGCUCUCAAGUUUGAAGCCCAUCUCGCAAGAGGCCUGGGAGCGCAAGCUCCGUGAGCGUGAGGGGCAGGAGAACACCAAGGGCACCGCGCACCUGAAAGCGGGGAAGGUGCAGCGCAAGGGGGCUGAGGGUUAUGCAGAAACUCUAGAAGCUCCACGAGAGGAAGCGAUGCCAGUGGCGUUUUCCCCACGUAGAUCUCUAUUUGACCGUCAGCAUUUUAGCACAGUCGACAAGAAUUUGGCCUACAUGUGGAAGACCUACAGUUUCUUUGUGCCCGACCGAGAGUAUUGCACCAACCUGGAGGGUUUGUUGGAGCACCUGUGGAGCAAGUGCACCGAAGAUUGCAGCUGCCUCUUUUGCCACCGCCGAUUUCCGGAUGCAGCCAGCACUCGUCGCCAUAUGCUGGACAAAGCCCAUACGCGGAUCGGCACCGAAGCGCGCACCCGGCGUGGAAAUGUGGAUGAGGUGGGCUCCCAAGAGCUCGAGGCUGAGUUGGAGGAGUUCUAUGACUACACCGGGUCCACGCGAGAGAUCACCCAACGCAUCACCGACCCUCAGCAGCGGCUUGCGUCCAUUUUCCGAUUCUUUGACCAAGAUCGCGAUGGAUUUCUCUCACACGCAGAGCUUUCAGAGCUCUGGAAGGCCACCAAAGGAGAGGAGGCGCAACUGAGCGCGUCUUUGUUUCAGGGUGCUUGUGCACAGGCUGGGGCAGAUCCCAAAGAAGGGUUGGACAUGGAGGCUUUGGCUCAGCUCUAUGCCGAAGGCUUUGCAGAUUUGGAGGAACACUUCCAGGUACUGGAAGACAUCUUGGCAAAAAAGCUCUCCAAUAAGAAUGCUCUCACAGGUCUAGCACCUCGAAAGGAGGUACAAGAAGAUGACGAAGAUGACGAAGAUGAAGAUGACGAGGAAGAGGAUGAUGCAGAGAGUUCAGGCACAGAGAUUGUGGAAUGUGACGAUGAAGCAGAGUUCGAGGAGGUGAUGCGAGUGCUUGGCUUACAGCCUGCCACAGUGCUGGACAACGGCGACCUAAGGCUUCCAAAUGGUAUGGUCGCCGCAAACCGGGAUGUGGCACACAUUUGGAAGCAGCGGGGUUCUCGUGUUGGUCCCUUAGCGCUGGCUGGGGGCCGCUCAGGUGUAAAGAGUGUGCGGGCUCAUCUCAUGCUUGCGAAUGAUGCCGCCGGCAGGGUGGAGUUGACCAAGAGAGAGCAGAAGAGGGAGGGGAAGCGAGUGAUCGCCGUGUUGAAGGAAAAGAACAAGCAAGAGAUGAGACUGGGCAUGCAGAUGAAUUCCGUGCUGAAAGGAAGACCCAAGAAGUUUCGGACGCUCAUGGGAGAUGCCUCCGGCGGACGGUAAGUCCAAGACCCCCGGAACCGAAGACGGCCACGAAGCAGUCCAAGCGACCCCACACCAUCGAGUGGUGAGUCGAUGGGCAAGAUGUACAGAUUGGGAAUGGGUCAAAAUGAAGGGUAUUUGGGCAUCGCUACUAGGAAGCUACGAAGCUACUAGGGGCUCCUGGCCUUACCACUAGGAGC
Molecule: messenger RNA, 1717 nt
Organism: Durusdinium trenchii
Lineage: Eukaryota; Dinophyceae; Suessiales; Symbiodiniaceae
Source: the annotation of a GenBank genome assembly